CAAAGAUCAUUCGAUAGCGCUAACAAUGAAAUUCGCUUAUUUAUUCGUAGUCUUUGUCGCGCUUCUAUUAGCCCGUAAAAGUGAAAAUGCUCGGAUUUUGGGCGUUUUUCCCACUCCAUCCAUCAGUCAUCAAGUGGUAUUUCAUGCACUUGUGAAGGAUUUAGCUGCAAGAGGCCACCACCUGACAGUUCUGACGACCGAUUCGUUAAAAAUUGAUAAUCCAAAUGUUACUGAAAUCAACCUUCACGAUUCCUACGAAGUGUUUACUAAAGGAUUAAAUUUUGUGGAUUAUAAAGAAAGUGGAGGCAAUGAAGACAACAUUUUAGCAGCUUUUAUGCCAGUUUUAAUGAAUGUUGUUGAUCAACAACUGAGUCAUCCAGAUGUUAAAAAAAUUAUCGAGAAGAAGGAGAAUCAAGCGUUCGAUGUUGUUAUCGUUGAAAAUCUGGUUUACUGGUCUACACUUGCUUUCGCUGAAAUUUAUGAUUGUCCCAUCAUUGGCAUCACAUCAUUGGACACAAUGAGCUUUCUGCACGAAGCUAUUGGUAAUGAAGCGAAUCCCGAAAUCCCGAAAUUUUCUUUCCAUACACCCAUGGUCAGUUGACAUUUGCAGAGAGAUGGAAGAGUUUAAAAUAUUACUUGCGCUAUAAAUUGUUUUCACACGAUGCCUAUGAAAGGGACUAUACGGCACAGAUUCGUAAACAUUUUCCAACUGUGACAGAAUCAAUAGAACGUUUGAACGAGCGGAUUCAGCUGAUUAUGACUAAUACACAUCCAGCCAUGGGAUUUAUCAGACCGAUUUUGCCAAACACAAUUCAAUUAGGAUUUUUGCACAUCGAACCACCGUCACCUCUACCACAUAGUGAUUUGAAAACAUUUUUGGACAAUGCGAAGAAUGGUGUGAUUUACAUGAGCCUAGGGUCAAAUGUAAAAUCGAAAGAUUUGAGUUCCAAAAUCUUAGCAAUAUUCAUGAACGUAUUCGGUAAUUCGACCUACGAUGUGCUGUGGAAAUUUGAAGCUGAUAAUUUACCAAAUAAACCGCCCAAUGUAUUCAUAUCCAAGUGGCUACCACAAUCCGAUCUACUCGCACAUCCAUCAAUUAAACUCUUUAUUACCCAAGGUGGUCAACAAAGUAUGGAAGAAGCUAUCGAUCGAACCGUACCAAUGAUUGUGAUUCCGUUUCUCGGUGAUCAGGACGCCAACGCUAAGAGAAUGGUUCAAAAGGGCAUCGGUUUCCAUUUGGAGCUGAAUACGUUGACGGAAUCAAAGCUACUUGGAGCCAUCACAGAAAUGCUGAAGCCCAUUUACAAGCAAAACGUUCAAACGCUAAAAGAACUUGUCAACGAUCAACCGAUGACCAGCAGGGAAAAGGCGGUUUGGUGGACUGAGUAUGUUAUUCGACAUAAGGGUGCAAAGCAUUUGGAAUAUCCUGGACGAGCCGUGCCUUUUUAUCAAAAAUAUUGUUUAGACUUUAUUUCGAUAGCUUUGUGUUCUGCAGUUCUGUUAUUAGCUUUCGUAUGUGCUGUGUUCCGGAAAUGUUUUCGUUUGAAUAAAUCCAAGAUUGACUAAACAUGUUGACUGAGGAAAUUAUUGUCUAAGUCAUCUGUUAUUGACAAUUUCAACAAAAUAGGCGAUUUGAUCUGGGAAGCAUGGAUCUGUAUUAUUAAUUUGAUAGCAAAACUCAAGAAGUAAUAGAUUUUGUUGGGUUUCAUUAAAACUUCUUGAACCAAAGCAAGUAAUAGAAUCGAUUAUUUGGUGAUAUGCCUGCCUUCAGCGAAAGUUUAAAUUUUAAUAUGCAAAUAACCACAACUCAAAAA
Molecule: messenger RNA, 1814 nt
Organism: Bradysia coprophila
Lineage: Eukaryota; Metazoa; Arthropoda; Insecta; Diptera; Sciaridae
Product: UDP-glucosyltransferase 2-like
Source: RefSeq, a predicted model, not a curated record